This is a messenger RNA of Rhizophagus irregularis DAOM 181602=DAOM 197198, 499 nucleotides long. The record is from RefSeq and is a predicted model, not a curated record. Lineage: Eukaryota; Fungi; Glomeromycota; Glomeromycetes; Glomerales; Glomeraceae.
AUGAUUAUGAAGGUUCAGUAUUUUUAAAAACCGUUAGGAAAAUGGUUAAGGAAGUUGAAAAUAUUGUAGAUAAAGCCGCCAAAGCUCACAGGGAGGCUGUUUUAAGAUCGAGUAAUGAAUUGCAGGAAGAAUUGCAGGAAGACAGGGAGGCUGUUUUAAGAUCGAGUAAUGAAUUGCAGGAAGAAUUGCAGAAAGACAGGGAGGCUGUUUUAAGAUCGAGUAAUGAAUUGCAGGAAGAAUUGCAUGAAGUAACUAAAGAAAUAGUUGACAAGAAGAGAUGAUUAUUGAAUAAGAAAAAGUGAUUGAAAUGUUGAAAAUGUUUUUUUCUUAGAUUUUGAUAUAAUUCGAUUUUAAUUGAAAAGGAAGAAGUAGUACUAUAAAUCUGAGAAAAAAGAUGUUUUUAUUCUAAAUAAAUCAUAAGAUAUUAAUAACCAUCAAAAAAAUCAAUAUAACUAUUUAAAUUUUUAUGUAAUUUAUUUUAUAAAUAAAUAAAAUAAAU